UCUGUACUCCUUUUCAUCAUUUGUCCCUCAUUCUGAAAUCCCGUGCAUUUAUAUAUAUAUAUUUAAUCGUGAAGCAUAUUGUGCUAUUUUUCUUUUUCCUUUUUCUUAGUCCGCCUUCUGCUCUCGCUGAAAAGAGACGCAAAUCGUUUUUUUUUUAUUUUGCAAGAAUGAUAGCAGAGGACGAGGACGACUUUUGUCCAACAAACGACGAGAACGAGCCACAGCGUCACUUUCCGGGCGAGGUUUUCAAGCCUCAACCAGAAUCACACGCAGGAGAAGGUGUCACUGAAGAUCUUCAUGUUGAGCGGCGGGACGCCGAGCCGGAGGAGCCAAAAUCCCCAAAACGUCCACACGCGAAAGACGAAGGAGCAGAGAAGGAGCUGCAGCCCUCAAAUGUCAAAGAGGAAGAGGAGGAGCACAGCAUCUGUCAGGAGGAAGAGGGCGACGCCGUCCCCCGUUUUCCAUUCACUGUUGUCCACGUGAAGAGCGAAGAUGACGGCGACGACGGAAACCGCCGCGGUGGAGGACGCCGAGCAGAGGGCCUCUCGGACUGCAACAACACGACGCCGGGAGUGGAAGAGUCUGAGAGUCGCGCUGACGGCACGCACUUGACGUGCGCUCAGUGCCGCAAGACUUUUACCAACAGGAGGAAUCUCCGAAGACACGCGAUCAUUCACACGGGAGAAAAACCUUUCAUGUGUUCACUCUGUGGGAAGCGAUUCUUUCAGAAAGGCUCUAUGAUAACACACACAAGAAAGCACACUGGAGAAAAACCUUUUCGCUGCUCGGUCUGCAACAAAUCCUUUAGUGAUUAUUCAACGUUAGUGAAACACACGAGAACACACACCGGGGAGAAGCCCUUUUCGUGCUCCGUCUGUGGGAAAAGCUUCUCCCAGAAGGUGGCCAUGAAAACACACACAAGGACACACACUGGGGAAAAAUCCUUUCCCUGCUCCGUCUGCCACAGAAGUUUUAAUGUUCGUUCAACGUUGGUUCACCACAUGAGAACUCACACCGGCGAGAAACCUUUUACCUGCUCGGUGUGCGCCAAAUGUUUCGGACAUCCUGCGGGACUGGCGAGGCACAUGAGAACGCACACCGGGGAGAAACCCUUUUCCUGCUCCACCUGCGGCAGACGUUUUACCAUUCGCAAGACUUUGGUUCAACACGUGAGAACGCACACUGGAGAGAAACCGUACAUCUGCUCAAUUUGUGGACAGAGCUUCUCUCAGGGCGGCGCUUUACAAAGACACGUGAGGUCGCACACUGGUGACAAACCGUUUAGCUGCAGCGUGUGCGACAAAAGAUUCAAUGAUAAGUAUAAAGUUAAGAAGCACAAGUGUGCUGGUGACAAGAGCAGCGGACCAGGAAGUGCAGGAAAAUGUCACAUUCUCACAAGAUUAUCGCGUGACGGUACGGAAAGCAUGAUAGCGCAGUACGAGGAGGAGAUUUGUCGAACGAGGGAGGAAAAAGAGCGACAACGUCAUCUACUGGAAGCUGUUUUGAAGCAUCACGAAGAAGUCCACAGAGCCGGUGUCCAUGAAGAAGAGCGGCAGCAGCGACGCUGCGGCGUGGAACGGGAGGGGCCCGAGGCCCCAGACAUCAAAGAAGAAGAAGAAGAAGAUGACGGACACGACGCGGGCCAGGAGCGAGAGCGCUUUCGACGGCAGCGGGAAGUCGAUCCCACCCGGCUGCCCUUUCACCGCGUCAUCGUGAAGAGCGAAGAUGACGACGAGGAAGGCGACGGCGACCACCGCGGAGGAUCCCAAACCGACAGCCUCUUGACUCCGCGGUCGGAUAGCGACAACGCGUCGCCUUCUCCUGACCCUGACGAUGACGAGCGCUCAAAAGGGGACGACGACAAACGGUUGGCGUGUCGGCAGUGUCACAAAACGUUUAGCAACAAUGCAAAUCUGAGAAGACACACGAUGAUCCACACCGGAGAAAAACCUUUCAUGUGCUCAGUUUGCGGUCAAAGAUUCUCUCAGAAAACAUCGAUGGUCACGCACGCGAGAACGCACACGGGAGAAAAACCUUUUUCCUGCUCGGUGUGCCGCAAACGCUUCAGUGAUUAUUCGACUUUGACCAAACACGCGAGGACGCACACGGGCGAGAAACCCUUUUCGUGCUCCAUCUGCAGUAAAAGCUUCUCCCAGAAGGCGACGAUGAGAAUACACGCGCGAACACACACUGGGGAAAAAGCGUUUUUCUGCUCGGUCUGUAAUACGAGUUUUAACGUCCGUUCCACGUUGGUCCAGCACAUGAGAACGCACACCGGUGAGAAACCUUUUACCUGCUCGGCGUGCGGCAAAAGUUUUGGCCAUCCUGCAGCGCUGGCGAGGCAUAUGAGAACACACACCGGGGAGAAAGUGUUCAAUUGCAGCGUGUGCGCGCAGCGAUUCUCCUACAAGUAUCAGGUGAGCAAACACAAGUGCGUCGGUGGACAACAGCAGCAGCAGCAGUGAACGGGACAAAGACCGGGUCGCUUCCCGAGGUGUCCCGCGAGGGGCUCUCCUCCUGGGGAGCCUUGCGAAGCCCGCCGCUCACUCCGCUCUUGACUGGCGCCGUGGGAGGCGCCCUUUUUCCUUGUGACUUCGCUUCGAUCACACGUAC
Molecule: messenger RNA, 2613 nt
Organism: Syngnathoides biaculeatus (alligator pipefish)
Lineage: Eukaryota; Metazoa; Chordata; Actinopteri; Syngnathiformes; Syngnathidae
Product: zinc finger protein 835-like
Exons: 4
Coding region: 168-2465 (765 amino acids)
Biological process (GO): regulation of transcription by RNA polymerase II
Cellular component (GO): nucleus
Molecular function (GO): DNA-binding transcription factor activity, RNA polymerase II-specific; RNA polymerase II cis-regulatory region sequence-specific DNA binding
Source: RefSeq, a predicted model, not a curated record